Mobula hypostoma (lesser devil ray) is the source of this 5770-nucleotide messenger RNA. It is a transcript of the gene daxx, whose product is annotated as death-domain associated protein. Gene Ontology annotation, biological process: regulation of apoptotic process; negative regulation of DNA-templated transcription; nucleosome assembly. Gene Ontology annotation, cellular component: nucleus; PML body. Gene Ontology annotation, molecular function: transcription corepressor activity; transcription coactivator activity; histone binding. NCBI's taxonomy places the organism in Eukaryota, Metazoa, Chordata, Chondrichthyes, Myliobatiformes, Myliobatidae. The record is from RefSeq and is a predicted model, not a curated record. The coding region runs from base 149 to 2818 and encodes 889 amino acids. The transcript has 6 exons.
GUAGACCAAUGGGGUGUUCUGUUGCAGCGCGGUGUGACGGUCGUCCGUUCGCUCGGCUCUGAGGGGAGCUUUUGUGUCGAUGGCGUCGGUGUUUUCGGCCGGGCGCCGGGCGCUCGCUUCCCGCUGAGCUUGGCCGCACCGCCGCCUCAUGGCGCUGCGCUGGGGUGGCAGCGAGCGGCUGCAGCCGGGCCUGGCCUCGGGCGACGUGGUGAACCUGCUGUCGGACGACGAGCAGGAGGGCGCGGCGACCAAGGUCCAGGCCUCGGCCUCCAACUGCCGGUCGCGCCGCGUCCAGCUGCAGCCCGGCCCGGGCCACGCCGGGCCCGAGGAGGGGCAACGGGAGCAGGAGCGCGGCCUGGUCCGCUUCGAGAACCAGCGGCUGUUCUGUGAGUUUGUGGAAUUCUGUGAAACAUUAACAGAAGAAAACCCAGAAGUGAUAAAUUUCCUGCAGAGGAAGUACAGCAAGGCUUUUCCAGAGUAUUUGGCCUCCACAGAGUUCCGUAACGUACUGGGACGCUGCCUGACCCGGGUUCAGGGCAGGAAGAACAAAGUCUUCGUUUACAUUAAUGAGCUGUGUACUGCACUCAAAGCCAAUUCCCAAAAAACCAAACUUGCUUUGGCUAGUAAGGAGAAUUCAAAGCAUCAGCCGGUGGCUGUUGAGGGUCAGUCUGUCACAGACACCAAGGAGAAAGAAGACUGCCCUGGGAAACCUGCUGCCCCAUCAGAGGAAGCAGCCUCCACAUCAGUUCCAGACCUUGCUUCAGGUGAAAAGAAACGAACAGGCUCUGGGUCACGGCGUCAGAUCCGUUACCUGGAGAACCUGUUAAAAGUUUAUGCUGAUGAAAUCAAACGUCUUCAGGAGAAAGAGCUGGAUCUGAAUGAUUUGGAAGAUGAAGACUCCUCCUACGUUCAGGAGCACCGGCUGAAGAAAAAGAUGGUGAAAAUCUUUGAAAAGUUGUGUGAGUUGAAGAACUGCUCAAGCCUAACGGGCCGUGUUAUUGAGCAGCGCAUUCCCUUCUCUGGUACACGCUACCCAGAAAUCAACCGCAAAGUGGAGAAGUUCAUUAACAAACCUGACCACUUCCCCGACUAUCAGGACAUCAGGAACAUCAUGCACAAAGCUAGCACGCGAUACAACCUGGGACUGAGCCAAAGGCAGAUUCAAAGUAUGGCGCAGGAUGUGUUCCGCGAGGUCGGCAAUAGGCUGCAGGAGAGACGCCACCUGGACUUGGUCUACAACUUCGGCAGUCACCUCACUGACGACUAUAAACCAGGCAAAGAUCCAGCCGUAACAGACAUCACGUUGGAAAAGAGGCUUCGGCAAAACAGGGCAGUUGCACUUCAGCACCUGGAUGAGGUGGUGAAGAAGUACGCUGAGAUCCAGGACGUUAGCGAAAUGGAGGAGGAGGAGAAGAGAAAGAAGAAGAAACAACAGCAGUCUACUGUCCCUCCUCCCUCCGAAGCAGGAAGGGAGAACGUCAGCGAUGAACAAGAGGAGGUACAAAAGGUACCUGAGGCUGAAGGGGAAGGACAACAAGUGGACGUGGUGGAAAAUGCUGCCUCUGACGAUGAGGAGGAGGAGGAAGAGGAUGAUGAAGAAGAGGAAGAUGAAGAUUUGUCGUCUGAACCUGACAUUGAAGAGGAGCUGUCUAAAAUCGAAGAGGCAGUCGAUGCUGAGGAAGAGCCCCAAGAAGAUGAGAAAUGUGAAGGCAGUGAGAUUGAUGAAGCUGAGGUUCAGUCUGAAAGCUCCUCCCAGUCAUCAGAUGAGAGUGAAGAAGAUUCUGAGUCUGCAGAGGUCCAGGUUAGGGAGAAGUUGGACAUAGCCUGCCCUUUGGAAGGUGGAGAUGCCUCCUGUACUGAGAAUCGCUCUGUCUGCACCAGCCACCCAGAGACAGAGUGUGACCUGGAAGGGAAGCAGCCCACAGGGGAGAGAGCUGCCAUUGAGGGUGUCAUUGGGCCGCCCAGUGCCAUGGAAAAAGGAGAUGCAGCAAGUAAUGAGCUGGCAUCCGUUGGCUCAAAUGGUCAGGGUGGGAGUGUUCUCCCUGAGGAGGUCAUCGGCUCAAGCAACAAGCACAUGCCUGUCAGUACUGUGGGGCAUGUUGCGAUGCUUGACAGUACAGAGAGCCCUGAGGGAAAGGACCAGCUGGGAGUGGAGGGCAACACCAUGCGAGAAGGGGUUGGAAAUGCCGUGUCCAGCCCUGCAACAUCUGAACGUGAGGAGGUGAAAGAUGAAAAGCCAGCAAAGCCGGCUAAGAGAAAACGAGCAGACUCCAGUGGGCAGAACCUGGAGAUGUCAGAACUUCCCUCUGAGACACGUGAUGAUACUCAGCAAGUAACCAACAACCUGCCAGCAUUCACUUGUGAUGUCGGAACUUUGGCCUGCCCUGAGGCACAGUCUCAGUCUUUGACCCAGAGAGUCACUGCACACUUGGAUAAAAAGUCCAUCACCCGUAAAGAUCAGUUGUUGGAAACGGAUAGACCGUGUCCAGAAACCUGUUUAACUACAGUAAACGGAAAAGAGGGAGAGGAUUCACCAGUUACAAAGAGAAUUAAACGGGAGAGAGAUGUGGGGUGCCGCAUUGUGGAGGUGAUUGAGGUGAUGGAGUCUGAUGAAGGGGCGGAGGAACUGCUGACAGACAAUGCACCGUCCUCUGUCGGAGCGAAGAGCCCACUUCCUACCGUCGAUUCCACCCAGGCCGAUUCCCCUCUUGUCAGCGUGGUCACCAGCUCCCAGCCCAGUCCUGUAAGGCACAAAAGGGUGAAUGUGGCAACCCAGUGUGACCCCGAAGAAAUCAUCGUCUUGUCUGACUCUGACUGAAAGUGGUCAGUUCGCCUGGAUCGUAGGGAGUUCUGUAAAUCAGGGAAGUGGGGGGGUGGGGUGCUCGCAUAGCUGCCUGUCUCUCGGAUAACUGAAGUACUACAGAAGGGAACGUACGCUGCUGACAGUUCUGUUCUGUUAUCUGGGCUUGAAUCCUGAUUGGGGCCAGAGGCUUGUUAAUUAACUGCUCUGGGCUUUACUGACUGAUGUUUUUCCCCCCUUUCUCCUGUCUGCUGGCCUAAUGCCCACUCCACUGCUCUGGGAGUGGGUUCACCAAGAAAUGGUCAGUUUGUCCUGUGUUACCAUAGAAGGUUGUUUUUAAAAUGUGUACAAAUGAAUUAUCUGCCACUUCAGUGAACAAUAAGACAGGGACUUCUCAGAUUGAGGUGACAGAACUUUAUAUAAAAGAAAAUUGCUUAAAAUUUGUCAACACUUGUUGCAUACUUUCCAAAAACCUGAAGUGGCUUGUGCAGUAGGAUAAGCAAGAAGGCAUUCAAGAUGGUGAUGUGAAGCCUAACUUUACAGGAAUGACUUACAGAUCUUCCCACAAUUUCAGAUGUUGAAGCUUUUCCCCAGUGCCAUGUGCAGAAACCUUGCCUGGGGAGGGUCCUUGCCCAAGUGUGAGCUGUGCUGGUCUUGGUUUGUCACUGUCCCGAUGAGCAGAGGUGGCCUCAUCCAAGCUGAGGCCACAUGGGUCUGUGGGGCUCUCCCUCUCCAUGGGGUAUCACACGGGGCUUUGAUUCUCUCUGGCCCCGAGACCAUUGGAGCCUGUGCUGUUAAGGAACUGGUUGAAGGCAGGCAGUUGGCCACUUUGCCUGGGUCAGAUGCUGUUGAGAUAUUGGUAUCGUUGCUUGCCUCGGGUGGAUUUGGAGUUUGUUAUCUUUUCCAGUUUUUUACUGAAGGUCCCUGCAGUAGAGUUCUGUGUUAAACUUCAAUUUGAAAAAAAACACACAUUCUUGGUCACAAAGCAGUGAAUUUACACCUGGAGUGCCUCCUAUCAAAAUCCCCAUCAACUUUCCUCGGCAGACUUGCUGUUUUACUCCUCUCGCUGCAGUGGAGCUCCGAAAAGGUGGAUAAUGUUUGAAUGCAGCGACACACAACAAUGUAUGUGCACGGUAAACAGCAAGAAAACCAGAUCCCUCCUCCUAGCAGAAGUGAAUGCACGUUAUACACUGGAUGAACUGUGGUCAAGUUCCUCUUCAAACCACGUGAGAAUUGUUGUUGUUGAAUAAAGGGCUUGUUUGCCCCUGUUCCUGAGCAGAUACAGUGAACAUCCCCUUUGAUAUGGCACCAAAAUGAAUGGUGGUGUUACCAUUUGUGAUGCCUGACCUGAGUGGUGUUAGUGACCGCUCUUCCUGAAGCUCCAAUAUGGGUGAGAAUUAGAUUCCUGUUUUACAAAGGAAUCGAUAUCUCAAUGAAAGCCCAUUCAAGGCCAUGCUCCAAGAUCUGCUUUCAUUGGCAACUCUUGCUACCAGUUGGCUUCUUGUAGAACCUGCCAUUUUCUUACUCUAACGAGUCCUCCUCUCUCUUCCCAUCCCCACCCCCAGCAAAGCAUCCAGUGUCUCUUCCCCCAAGGGUUAACUUUAACAGGGAGGCCACCUCGUGUGACUGCCUGAGGAUUAGAUUGUGCACAGUUGUUUCAGUAGUCGUCUCCGGAUGCUGCUGGCUAUAGAGAGUGCAAUUUAAAAGUGGUUUACGUUAGGCUGUUGAGUUUUCAGUAUUAGGUUGUCGUCCUCCAUGCAACCCUUUUAACAGCAGUUACAUGGGCUUUGCCACCCGCUCACUAGGUCAGGUUGGCUUGCUGGCACUGAGUACAGGGCACGGAUGGAAUUCUUAAGGACCACUGUUAAUGAGUAGCUUGGGGAAGGGAAGGGAUAGGUUGGUUUAGAUGGGUGUGCUUGUAUGUGAGUACCUCUUUCUCAAAGGGUGAUGGAAAUAGCAUUCACUGAUGAACAAGUGAUAAAGGGUGAUCAUGAAUAUUGAGUUGGAGUUGUCAGAGCAGCUGGCACCAACCCUCUCUACCAGCAAACUAUAUAACCAUUUCUCCAAAGCACAUAUCUGAUUUCUUUUGUGUAGAUCAGUAAAAUUUCUGGCCUGUUUUAAUAAAUACUUCCUGAUCUUUUUGACUUGCUUUCUAAGGACAGCUGUUUUAGAAAGUUUAUACAACAGUCUGGUCGUACAUCAUUCAUUCAUUCAGCUUCAACAAAGUCGGGGUUUCAUUCCAGACUCGAAGAAACACAAUGAGACCUUGGUUAAAGGCAUGUCAGAUAUUUGCUCUCAAAAUCCCUCAAAUCCAUUCUGCUCUGACUUGGUCACUGAACUUCCACAAUACUCAGUAAAGAAAUUCCUCCUGAAUGGUUAUGCCCUUUUAUUGUGGUUUCUGAUUCUUUGGCCUUCCCAUGUUUUCAAUGCUAGGUGAGUCUUGUUAACUUGAUCCUUUGUGAUCAAAGCGGAUGAAUUAUUGUCCUCCUCCCCCAGCCCCAGUGUUACCUGAGAUGACCAGAAGUUACCAACUACUCUGUAAACUGCCAUGUCCCACCAACGAGCAGAACAACACACAGAAUGCUGCCGCAACUCAGCAGGCCAGGCAGCAUUUGUGAAGGGGAAUAAACAGUCGACGCUUUGGGCCGAGACCCUUCAUGAAAACCUCUCUAGUGCACUGGCAGUUGAGACCCCAAGAGGGGUGCAUGGUAAACAAUGUGUCCCAUCUGAAAGGAGGAGGAGCUGCUGACUUUAUGUGGAUGGGAAUGUUUUGAUUUAGGAACCCCCAGUGUGGAGUUCAGAGCAACAAUUGGGAAAAUAAUAAAAAACUGGAAUGAAAUGUCUUUCUCAAAGUUUACAACACACUUUUUUAAAAUUCAAUUUACUUUUGAUUGUUGUCUUAAGGGCAUUUGUUUGUUUGCUGUCAUUAAAGGUAUUUUUUGAAUAAGUAAAUCUGGCUUAAAUGUCAUA